UGCAAAGUGCUCAAAACGCCCGAACCCUCCCACGAUUUUGAAACCUCAUUCACAGGCGAGGAGAAAAAAAACAGGAAACCCUCCGAUCCCCACCCUCUCCAAUGGCCGCUCCGCCGCCGACGCUCGCCCUGGCGGUGGAGAAGGGGCCACGGGCGGGGGAGACCCGGCAGUGCAGCGCGGGCGCCGCCCUCCGCGUCGGUCGCGUCGUCAAGGGCAACGAUCUCGCCGUGCGCGACGGGGGCGCGUCGCAGCAGCACCUCGUCAUCGAGUUCCUCCCGCCGCCCGGCGCCGGCUGGGCCGUCUCCGAUCUCGGGUCCUCCAAUGGCACCCUCCUCAACGGCAAGCCCCUCGCGCCCACCGUCCCCGCCCCGCUCUCCCAUGGGGACCUAAUCAAGGUCGGCGAUUCAACCGUGCUCGCCGUCUCCAUCGCGCCUGAUUCGGAUCCCAAGCCUGUCGCCAACCCCAGUUCCAGGCGCUCCUCGCGCCAGACGGCGGUGGUGGCACCGAUUGCGGCGGAGGAGAAGCCCCCUGCGGUGACCCGCCGUGGCGCACGAAAGAAAGCGCCGCCGGCCGCCCAGCACCCCGACACGCAGAAGGAAGAUCCAGAGGCAGAGGGAGUGGCGGUGGAUGAGAAGCCCCAGGUGGUUGCGCGCCGGGGAGGAUGGCAGAAGCUGGCUGCAGCGGAGCCCCUAUUUGAGAUGGAGACUGUGAAGGCGCCUCGCCGUGGAGAGCAGAGGAAGCCCGUGGAGCCGUCUGCACCAGAGAAUGAGGAGGUGGAUAAGGAGGAGGCCAUGGCGGUGCCGCGUCGUGGCAGACGGAAGAAUGCUGCGCAGCCCCCUGAACUAGAGAAGGAAAAGGAGGAGGCCACAGUGGUGACGCGCCGUGGUAGACACAAGAAUGUUGUGGGGCCCUCUGAACCAGAGAAGGAAGAGGAGGAGGAGGCCACGGCGGUGACACGCCGUGGCAGGCAGAAGAAUGUUGUGGGGCCCUCUGAACCAGAGAAGGAAGAGGAGGAGGAGGCCAUGGCGGUGACACGCCGUGGCAGGCAGAAGAAUGUUGUGGAGCCCUCUGAACCAGAGAAGGAAGAGGAGGCCACAGCGGUGACACGCCGUGGCAUGCGGAAGAAUGUUGCGGAGCCCCCUGAACCAGAGAAGGGAAAGGAGGAGGAGGCCACAGUGGUGACGCGCCGUGGCAGACGGAAGAACGUUGUGCAGCCCCCUGAACCAGAGAAGGAGAAGGAGGAGGAGGCCACAGUGGUGACACGCCGUGGCAGGCAGAAGAAUGUUGUGCAGCCCCCUGAACCAGAGAAGGAAAAGGAGGAGGAGGCCACAGUGGUGAUGCGCCGUGGCAGGCAGAAGAAUGCUGUGCAGCCCCCUGAACCAGAGAAGGAAAAGGAGGAGGAGGCCACAGUGGUGACGCGCUUUGGAAGGCAGAAGAAUGUUGUGGAGCCCCCUAAACCGGAGAAGGAAGAGGAGGAGGAGGCCCCGGUGGUGACAAACCGUAGAGGGAGGAAGAAGAAUGUGGUGACGGACGCCCCUCCGCAAUUGCCUCCGAAGAUGAGGUCCAUAAGGGGCCGUGGCAAAAAGGCUAGUGCAAGCGACGUGGUUCUUGAGGAUGUGGAAGAGAAGGGAGGAAAUGAGUUGGCUGUAUCAAGAGCUCGUCCUGAGGACUUGCUCGUUUCGGCGACAUUGAAGGGUGUUAAGGCUCAGAAGAGGGAUAAGGUGGCAUCUGGGGAUGGAGACAUAGAAGGGGCUGCAGUGUCAUUGGAGGAGAAAGUGCCGAAGGGGAGGGCCAGUGCUCGGCUUGCCGCUUUCGAUAAUGGUGCUAAUGCGGCUGCAGCACCCAUUGAAGAGAUGGAGGAGGCUGUGGAUGCAACGCUCCGAGGGAGGCAGAAGAAGGACGUUGAACCUCAUGAACCAGAGAGGGACGAGGAGGAGGAGGCCAUGGUGGUGACACGUCGCGGGAGGCGGAAGAAGAACAUGGAACCUCAUGAACCAGAGAAGGAAGAGAAGGAGGACAAAGCCCCAGUGGUGAUGCACCAUGGCGCAACGAAGAAGAAUGCGGCGCCAGUUGCUCCUGUAUCACUGCCUCCAAAGAGGAAGUCUGCAAGGGGCCGGGGAAGGCCUACAAGGGCCAGUACAAUGAACACAGUUCUUGAGGAGGAUGUGGUGGAGGAGGAGCAGGGGGGAAAUAAGUUGAGUGCGUCAAGAGCACGCACAGGGAAGCCACCGACUUCGACGACGGUGAAGAAGGGGGAUAAUGCAGCAGCUGUGGAUGGAGAGGUCAAAAGAACUGCAAAGCCGUUGGAGGAGAAAUUACCAAAGAGGAGGGCCGUUGCUAAGCUUGCUGCUAACAAUAUCUCUUAUGCGGCUGCAGCCGAGCCCACUGAAGAGAUGGAGGAGGCUACAGAAGCGUCUCACCACGGGGGGCAGAAAGCCAUGGAGCACCCUGAACUAGAGAAUGAUGAGGAUGUCACCAUGGUGACGCGCCGUGGGGAGCGGAAGAGGGCUGCUGUGGUGAAGCGCCGUGUUGCCGGGAAAAAGGAUGUGGUGGCAGUGAUGAGGUCUGGAAGGGGCCGAGGAAGGGUUGGAAGGACUAGGGCAAGGAAUAACGUUCCUGAGGAAGACAACAUGGUGGUAGAAAAGGAAAAUGAAUUGCCUGUGCCAAGAGAGCUGGCAGGGAAUCUGCCAGUUGCGACCGUGGUGAAUGGGGGUGAGGAUAGAGAAGUCAAAGGAACCAAAAAAGCAGUGGAGUCUGAAUUGCCAAAGGGGAGGGCCAGUGCCCAGUCUUCUUCCGACAACAAGAGUGAGGAGGAACAGGGUGGUGCGGAUGGUUCUUCUAGAGUUGCCAGUGCCCAGUCUUCUUCCGACAACAAGGGUGGUGCGAAUGGUUCUUCUAGACUUGAUUCAGGAUCUAAUGGAAUCCCCAACACAACAAGCAAAUACAGAGAGGAUAGAAAACUGAAGCCGUACUCGACUCCCUUUGAUGUCAGGCUGGAUAGAGCUCUGAAGAAAUACUCUGCAUGAGUUACUGGUUGCUAAGUUUAAGAGUUAAAAAUGUGUUAUGAUUGUGUGGAUAGGUUCUGUUUCUACUCUGUAGGAAGAAUGACUCGUAGAUUUUGGAGUCUGAAUCCAACUGAAUUUUGUGUACAUUGAAAUGGAGAUGCAUGUUUCGUUCC
This is a messenger RNA of Triticum urartu, 3178 nucleotides long. RefSeq lists its product as uncharacterized. NCBI's taxonomy places the organism in Eukaryota, Viridiplantae, Streptophyta, Magnoliopsida, Poales, Poaceae. The record is from RefSeq and is a predicted model, not a curated record. Gene Ontology annotation, molecular function: protein binding.